AUGUCGUCGAAAAUGGAUUUAUCGGCAACAUCGAAAAGUGGACAAGUUUUAACUGAAAAAAACUAUGUGCCAAACAGCAUCGCAUCUUCUCGCGUAUUUGCCUCUUGUCCAGAAGAGGAAAUUGUUAUCAGUGGUAUUUCAGGACGUUAUCCCAAUUGUGAGAAUGUUGAAGAGUUUCGCAAUCAUUUGUAUAACAAGAUUGAUAUGAUAACUGAUGAGGAAAUGCGUUGGAAUCAUGAUGUGAGCCAAGAAGUGCCGAAACGAAAAGGUGUCUUGAAAAACAUUAAUAAAUUUGACGCCGCUUUCUUCGGCAUUCAUAGUAAGCAAGCCCAGCAUAUAGAUCCACAAGCUCGUAAAUUAAUUGAAACUGCAUACGAAGCAAUACUUGAUGCUGGUAUUCAUCCGCAAGCAUUACGCGAUACAAAAACUGGUGUUUUUGUUGGAGUUUGCUUUUCAGAAGCAGAAAAAAGCAUUGUCUAUGAGACAAUAUCAAGUAAAGAUGGUGGCACUGGUUUGGCCGGUUGUUCUCGAGCUAUGGUUGCCAAUAGGUUAUCUUAUUGCUUAAAUUUAAAAGGACCUUCAUUCACCGUCGAUACCGCAUGCAGCAGUUCAAUGUAUGCACUUGAUCAAGCUUUCACUGCAAUGCGAACUGGUCAAUGUGAUAAUGCGUUGGUUUGUGGUAGUAAUCUUUUAUUACAUCCGUACACCACGAUCAGUUUCUAUCGUUUGGGUGUGAUUUCAAAAGAUGGCUCUUGUCGACCAUUUGACGAAGACGGAGUUGGUUAUGUACGUUCGGAAGCAAUUUGUUCAAUAUUUUUGACAAAAGCUGGUAAUGCAAAACGUAUUUAUGCGAAAGUCAUCUAUUCCGACACCAAUUGUGAUGGUUUUAAGAACGAAGGUAUUCUUUAUCCGUCGGGUGAAAUGCAAUACGAGUUGAUCACCAAUUUUUAUAAAAACCUCAACCUUGAUCCGUUUACGGUGUCGUAUGUAGAAGCCCAUGGAACUGGAACGAAGGUGGGUGAUCCUGAAGAAUGUGGAACUAUUGAUAAAGUCUUUUGUAAAAACCGCAAAGAGCCAUUGCUGAUUGGUUCUGUUAAAUCAAAUAUGGGUCACAGUGAAGCUACCUCGGGACUUUGCUCCAUAUCAAAAGUUAUUUUAGCUCUGGAAUCUGGAAUAGUGCCUCCAAAUUUGAAUUUUGUUAAUCCAAAGAAAAAUAUUCCUGCCCUUGUCGAAGGUCGCUUGAAAGUAUGCUCGGAACCAACACCACUUCCGGGCAAUUUAGUGGCAACAAAUUCGUUUGGUUUUGGUGGUGCAAAUGCUCAUGUACUUUUUGGAGGAUUUGAAAAAGAAAAGGUAAAUUGUGGCAUACCAAGUGAUUCAUGUUCACGAUUAGUAUUAUGGGCAGCGCGUACUAAAGAAGGAGUGGAAAAACUCUUUGAUAAUCUUGAGACAAAGCCACUCGAUGCUGAAUUCAUAUCGCUUUUACAUAACAUUCAAAAGUAUGAACAGGCUGGAUUUCUAUAUCGUGGAUAUAGCAUUUUGGAAAAGAAUGACGCCAACAAUAAUAAUACAGCUAUGUGUAAGAGCCGUAUGAUCGACCGUUUUGAUGCAACUAAACGGCCAAUUGUAUGGAUGUUUUCUGGUAUGGGAUCACAAUGGACUGGAAUGGCCACAUCAAUGAUGCAAAUUGACUUGUUUCGUGAAACCAUUUACCAAUGUCACGAAAUAUUGAAACCAUUCGGUUUGGAUUUAAUAUCAAUCGUCACUUCCACUGAUAACACUACAUUUGAUAACAUCAUAAACUCAUUUGUUGGAAUUGCUUCAAUUCAAAUUGCAAUUGUAAACAUACUGAGAGCACUGCAGAUACCAUUCGAUUACUGCAUCGGACACUCUGUAGGCGAACUCGGAUGUGCCUAUGCUGAUGGUACCAUAACUGCUGAACAAAUGAUUCUGGCGGCGAUGGCACGCGGUGUCGUCAGUUUCGAAACAAAAGUUAUUUGCGGAUCGAUGGCUGCUGUUGGACUGAGCUACGAAGAAGUCAAAGACAUGCUACCGGAAGGCAUUGAAGUUGCUUGUCACAACAGCUGUAAUUCGGCAACAUUAUCUGGACCAAAGGAAGACGUUACAAA
Molecule: messenger RNA, 2129 nt
Organism: Contarinia nasturtii (swede midge)
Lineage: Eukaryota; Metazoa; Arthropoda; Insecta; Diptera; Cecidomyiidae
Product: fatty acid synthase-like
Exons: 8
Biological process (GO): fatty acid biosynthetic process
Molecular function (GO): fatty acid synthase activity; 3-oxoacyl-[acyl-carrier-protein] synthase activity
Source: RefSeq, a predicted model, not a curated record